CUCCCUGCCGGAGGGGCCCUCGGCAGGGAGGCUGCGGCGGGGAGCAGGAUGAAGGUGGUGCUGGCCAAGGUGCUGUGCCUGCUGGGCGUCUGCGUCCUGAUGCUGGCUGGCUCGCUGCUGCCUGUCAGGCUGAUCGAGGCUGAUUCCGAGACGGCUCAGCGCUCCGGGAGGCUCCUGGCCCUCUGCAGCUCCUGCGGGGCUGGAGUCUUCCUGGCCACCUGCUUCAACGCCCUGCUGCCGGCAGUCAGGGAGAGGCUGGAUGAAGUUCUCAGGCAGGGCAACGUCACCGUGGGCUACCCAGCGGCUGAGACCGUCCUGGCGGUCGGCUUCUUCGUCACAGUCUUCGUGGAGCAGCUCAUCCUGACCUUCCAGAAGGAGAAGCCUUCCUUCAUUGACUUGGAGACCUUCAAUGCUGGCUCAGAUGUGGGCAGUGACUCUGAGCAUGAGAGCCCCUUCAUCCCCUCCCCCCGGGCCCCCCCCCUGCACGGCCACCCCCGCGGCCUCCGGCGGCUCUCCCGCUCCGGCCCCUUGCGCCUCCUGGGCUUGGUCUUUGCUCUCUCCACCCACUCCAUCUUCGAGGGCCUGGCCCUGGGCCUGCAGGAGGAAGGUGCCCAGGUGCUGAGCUCGUUCCUGGGGGUUGCCAUUCACGAGACCCUGGUGGCAGUGGCCUUGGGCAUCAGCAUGGCCAAGAGCUCGCUGCCCCUGCGGGACGCGGCGAAGCUGGCGGCGACGGUGAGCCUGAUGGUGCCCCUGGGCACCAGCAUUGGCAUGGGCACUGAGAGCACCCAGAGUGCAGCCAGCAGCAUCAUCUCCCUGCUCCUCACUUUCCUGUUCAUCACCUUCUUUGAGAUCCUGGUGAAGGAGCUGGAGGAGAAGACCGACCGGCUCCUGAAGGUUCUCUUCCUGGUGCUGGGCUACACGGCUCUGGCUGGCUCGGUCUUCUUCAGGUGCUGA
This is a messenger RNA of Dryobates pubescens (Downy woodpecker), 954 nucleotides long. RefSeq names its product solute carrier family 39 member 3 (gene SLC39A3). The record is from RefSeq and is a predicted model, not a curated record. Gene Ontology annotation, molecular function: zinc ion transmembrane transporter activity. NCBI's taxonomy places the organism in Eukaryota, Metazoa, Chordata, Aves, Piciformes, Picidae. Gene Ontology annotation, biological process: zinc ion transmembrane transport. Gene Ontology annotation, cellular component: plasma membrane.